Messenger RNA from Rotaria sp. Silwood2, 516 nucleotides. The record is from the annotation of a GenBank genome assembly. NCBI's taxonomy places the organism in Eukaryota, Metazoa, Rotifera, Eurotatoria, Philodinida, Philodinidae.
AUGACAAAUACUGGCUUAUCAUCAAAUUAUUCUGCAUAUAAUUCAACAAAUAAUCAAGGUGCACAAAAAACAUUAAAUACUGAAAAUUUAGCAGCAUCAAUGGAUUAUAUGAAUUCAUCAUCACAACAUAUACGAUUUCAAAAUAUCCAUCCUGAUCAUCCUAUGCCUAUUGUAUCAAAUUCAAUGGUUUCAUCUUAUUAUCCACAGAAACCUACAAAUUUAUCAUCAACAUCAUCAAUUAUGCCUCAAGUCAUGUCUUCACGUCAUUUACUUGAUCCAAAUCCAAUGAUGACUUCACAUUUAUCUGUUCCAUUAUAUUCAGCAAAAGGUUCACAAUCAGUACCUUCAUCAUUUCAUCCAAUGAAUAAUUUAAUUCCAUUAAUUGAUCCAUCACUUGGUCCUCAACAAGAAGAACAUAUGAAUUUUUCAUCAACGGUGAACAAUAAUAAUGAUAUGAAACCACCACCUCACUAUCCAAUGUAUUUAAAUGAUGAUCAACCACCUCCUUAUUCAUAA